Messenger RNA from Trypanosoma conorhini, 843 nucleotides. RefSeq lists its product as uncharacterized. The record is from RefSeq and is a predicted model, not a curated record. The transcript has a single exon. NCBI's taxonomy places the organism in Eukaryota, Euglenozoa, Kinetoplastea, Trypanosomatida, Trypanosomatidae. The coding region runs from base 1 to 843 and encodes 280 amino acids.
AUGGAGCAAGCUGGGCAGCGGCGGUUGCCAACUGACCCCAAAGCCACUUGCUUUGCGCUGAAGGUGGCGGGGUGGCUGCUGCCCGACGUUCGCCGGCACCUCUUCCUCCUGCUCUGGAUCUGCGGCGUACCCAUACACGUGCGGUAUGUGGCGCACCUGCUUCGUAUCUCCGCCGUCCCGCUGGAGAUGGCGAUGACGCUGACGGAGGGAGACCCAGCCAACCCCGCGGCGACGGAGGCGCAUGCGUCGCCUGUUCCGCCGGAUGAAUCGUUACUGCGGAAGGUGGCGCUGGACGUUUUGUUUACGCAGGUGGCGGCUGACUGCCGCGCGGCAAACGCGCAGGUGCGGCGGGCGUCUCUCUCCAGCGCGGCGUGGUCGGAGGUGCGAAGUUUGUCGUACCGCGUGGACGGGGCUGGUGUCACGCGGGUUGUCGCGCAGGACGCAACUGCAAAGGGCGAGGUGUUGGCGCUGCUGCCGGCGGCCGCCGCCGCCUCGUUGGGAGAGCUGGAGGCGACGUACUUCACAGCCAUUGAUCAGGCCCGGCUGUUCCGGGAGCAGUACGCCGCUCCCCCGGCUCGCAGUCGCGCAGACUGGGAGGGAGCCAGCAGGACGCACCCCGCGAGGGGGCAGCCUGGCGGCCGUCACGACACCCAACUCGAGGCAGGUGUCGCUGCGGAUGUUAUUCUUGUUGACAGCGGAGACGACGCCCACUCGCUGCAGCAGCCUGCCAUUGUGAUACUUUCCGACGACGACGGUGGUCGCAGCCGCAGUUGUUCUUCUCAUCCUCCCGCAAAGCGGCGACGGAAGUCCUCUUCGGAGGCCGUCUACGAAGUGGUGGAGUGA